AUGAUACUCGCGGAGCCGAAGCCUGGGGCGAUCCGGGGAAGCCCCCCACUCCUGCGCAAAGCGAUUUCCUGUCCGGAAAUUGCGGGCUUGGAGCAAGAGGAACUGCUGUGGCAAUCGAUGCUGCACGGGGGAACAAGCUCCUGCUACUUCCAAGAAACGAUAUCAGCAUCUCGCGAUGAUGGCAACAUGAGCGACAUGGCGGUCGAGUGUCAGUCAAGUGCAGAUCAAGGCGAGGACCACCAGCACAUUAACCCCGAGGAAGAACUAUCUGCACACGCCGACGAGCAGCGGACUAAGCAGGCGCAGCAGCGCGCGGGACCCGAGGACUCCGAGCCUGG
This is a messenger RNA of Amoebophrya sp. A120, 338 nucleotides long. The record is from the annotation of a GenBank genome assembly. Lineage: Eukaryota; Dinophyceae; Syndiniales; Amoebophryaceae.